CAGUCUGCUAUUAAGUUAUUAACCUGAAAACUUUUAAGUGCAAGUCUCCAACAUCAACAUCAUCAACAACAACAACAACAACAACAACAAUAAGAACAAUAAUAAUAAUAAUGAUGUAAUAUUUUAUUAUUUUUAUUAUUUUUUUUUUUUUCAUAAUUUUACGUAAAUAAAAAAAUUAUAAUGGAGGAUGCAAAUAUUGAAAGAGCAACCAUUGAUGAAAAUACAUCACUUCCAAUUAUUUAUCCACAAGGCAUAAAUGAAAUCCAAAUAAAUGCUAUAAAUGCAGACACUAUUGGUGACACAUUGUACAGUAAAAAAUGGAUAAUAGAAACAUUAUUAUCUCUAUCAAAGAUAUCAGAUAAAGAUGAAUGGUCGGAAACAUUAGAAAAUAAAUUUUGCAUGCUUUGGGACAUGACAUUAGAAAAAGACGUGGUUUUCUUUUUGGUCGAAAAUCAUUUUUUACCAAUUGCUGAGGUGGUUAUUAAUCAGUCUCACGAGCCACGUUUGACAGAAAUAAUCGUCGGUAUCGUGGCCAAUAUGUGCUGCCAGUCAGAAGUUUUGAAACAUUUUGAAAAAAUGGAUGAAUUCGUUAACAGUUUAAUGAAUUUAUUGGCUAGUGAUGACACGGAAAUACUUAUACAGGUUUUAAGAAUACUGCAAGCUGCUAUUUGGAAUAUUACAAGCGAGAAACCCGCCAAAAAGUGGCUAUGUUUCAUAAAUCAAUGUGAAAUUUUCGGUCAAGCUUUAACAUUCAUAUUACAAAGUUCAACAAAUGGAGGUCUUUUGAUUUCUACUCUCAAUCUACUCCAAUCAGCUGCAAGCGUACAGUUGUCCACGAAAUGCCUGUUGGAAAGUUCUUUUGAUAUUAAACUAUUACUAUCGGCCAUGAUUGAAGCAUUCAAUCAACUAAUACCUAGAAAAAAAAGUGAAAAAUUUUACACAAAUACUGACAUGAUUGUUGUUGAAGUUUGGCUGGAAAUUUUUACUAAAAUCAUUCAAAUGGAUACUAAUCUAAAGUGCAACAUUGAUGAUGAUAAUUGUGAAGCACUGAUCGAAUUAUUAAUCAGAAUAUUAGAUCCGUGUAAGAAAUACGAUGAAUUGAGGCACUUUAUUUCUCUUAACGAAUCUUUGAUUUUUCACUGUAUUUAUCAAGCUGUUGAGAGUAUCUAUUGGUUUCAACAACGUGGGUUCAGUGUUGAUAUAGAAGCUAUUUCUACAAUUUUGCAAAUAUUGCAUCAAUUAAGUUUACUGAAUGAUGAAUACAUAAACCAUGCCAAGGAGACUGAAAAAAUGAGAGAGUUGCAGAUAUAUUUGGAAAACUAUUGGAUCAAAAUACUUGAACGAUACACACCUGAAGAUAUUCAUAAGUUAUUGGAUAUUUGUAGUAAAGAUACUCAAACAUUUGUGAUUAGUUUUCCCAAAAGUAAAUUAACGUCUAUCGAAAUCUUAAAAAAACUGUCAUGAAUUAUUACUGGUAGAAAUAAUUAUUACAAUUCUGACAGAUUUUGAUAAGAAAUGGCAAAAUAAAUUUGAUUCGGUCGGACUACGUUAGAACCUGUCAAAAACUGACAAAUUCAGACGUUGUUUAGUCAUUUCUGACCAAAUAUUGACAGGCAAAGUAUAUUAUAUUUUAACGAAUAAAUGAUAUCAGAAUAUGGUCCUCGGAAAGAAUUAUUUAUAAUUUGCCAAAUUUAUUUGUACACAAUUUUUUCAAUAAAUUAUUGCUCAUUAGAUUUUAUAAUUUUUUUUUUAUUUGUUUUUUUACCCUAAUGGUAAGACCAAACUAUAUCUGAACUUUGGGGUGCGUUCUUAAAUAGAGAGUUACGAGGUAGAGU
This is a messenger RNA of Aphidius gifuensis, 1835 nucleotides long. RefSeq names its product protein saal1. The record is from RefSeq and is a predicted model, not a curated record. NCBI's taxonomy places the organism in Eukaryota, Metazoa, Arthropoda, Insecta, Hymenoptera, Braconidae. Bases 181 to 1464 code for a protein of 427 amino acids. The transcript is spliced from 5 exons.